Molecule: messenger RNA, 3009 nt
Organism: Anopheles coluzzii
Lineage: Eukaryota; Metazoa; Arthropoda; Insecta; Diptera; Culicidae
Product: facilitated trehalose transporter Tret1-2 homolog
Exons: 4
Coding region: 592-2235 (547 amino acids)
Biological process (GO): carbohydrate transport; transmembrane transport
Cellular component (GO): membrane
Molecular function (GO): sugar transmembrane transporter activity
Source: RefSeq, a predicted model, not a curated record
GCGCUAGCGUGUGUGUGUGUGUGAGAGAGAGAGAGAGUGUAUAUGUGUAUGAGUGUUUAGUGUUUCGUUCGUCUUCGUCUUAAGCCAGGCUGGAUUGCAUCAGCUCAGCCAGAAGAACGCCCAGAACGGUGCUGAACAGUAAGAUGAACCCAGUGAUCGCGUCCGGUGGAAUGCAACCGAUAAUUGGCGAAUAUUACAAACAGAGUCCAUUCUAGCGCAAGGCGUAUGUGGUGCUUGCUAGUGGUGUGUAAAUAGUGUAAAAGCACCAUCGUAACGUUAAAUCUCUUCCUACAACAUUCUCCUUCUCGUGACUGUGAUACCAAAACAAGCUGACAAACUAAACCCCGCCAUUCCGAGAGAAACGGGAGCGCACCAUCUCUCGUCAUUCCACGCGCAAGCAAACCCCGAUACGCGCGACAAAGCGCAAAGGAAGACUUUGUUUCGCAAGCCGAACUGUGCGGUGCUGCUGUGAGUAGUUUUAAGCUCUGGUGCAGUUGCAUCAAACUGUUGGACUGUGUGUGUGUCUCUAGCAGAACAAACAUCGGCAACGUAACGAGAGGGACGUGAUAUUACACUGCUUUCCUGUUUAAAAUGACCGGGAAAGAUUCCGUCGUGCUGGUGGACAAAGACACGGUGCCACAGAUUAUGGCCACCGGGGAAAAGAAGGGUGCAAUGGUCACGCUGGCCACGGUGGAAAGCCAACCGAACAAGGCGGCCGAGCGGGGCAAAGCGAUGCGCCAGGUGAUAGCGGCGUUCGUGGCCAACCUCGGCACGAUCAACACCGGACUCAUCUUUGGCUUCUCGGCCGUCGUCAUUCCGCAGCUGCAGGCGGCCGACUCGCUCAUCCCGGUCGACGAAAGCCAAUCAUCCUGGGUCGCUUCCUUAUCAGCGAUUGGAACCCCGAUCGGUUGUCUGUUGAGCGGGUACGUGAUGGACAACUUCGGACGUAAGAAGGCACUGAUAGCGACGCAGAUUCCUACGAUCAUCGGCUGGAUCGUCAUCGCUUGUGCGUCGAACGUGGGUAUGAUCUAUGCGGGCCGCGUGCUGACCGGCUUCGGAUCUGGUAUGGUUGGUGCACCGGCCCGUGUCUACACGUCCGAGGUAACGCAGCCACAUCUGCGCGGCAUGCUGUGUGCCCUGGCCUCGACCGGCAUUAGCUUGGGUGUGCUGAUCCAGUACACGCUCGGUGCGUUCACGACCUGGAAGUUCCUCUCCGGCGUGUCGAUUAUCGUUCCCGUGGCUGCUCUCAUUUUGAUGCUGCUAAUGCCAGAAACACCCAACUAUCUCGUCUCGAAGCAAAAGCCCGAAAAGGCCCGGCGAAGUCUGGCGCGGCUGCGCGGUUCCAGCUAUAAUAUCGACCGUGAGGUCGAACAGCUGCAGUCGUUCGCUGCCAAAACGAACGCAAGUGGCAAGAAGAGCCUCAGCCUGCGCGAAACAGUCCAGGCGCUGGUGCAUCCGUCCUGUCUGAAGCCGUUCGCCAUCCUGACGAUCUACUUCAUGAUGUAUCAGUUCAGCGGCGUCAACACGAUCACGUUCUACGCGGUCGAAAUCUUCCGCGAUUCGGGCACCACGAUGGACAAGAACACCUGUACCAUUUUGCUGGGUGUGGUUCGGCUUAUCUUCACGAUCGUCGGCGCUAUUCUGUUGCGUCGUUGUGGCCGACGCCCACUGACAUUCAUUUCCGGCAUUGGAUGUGGUUUCACAAUGGUGGGGCUGGGCGUGUAUCUGUACUUCAAGCACCAGUGGGAUACGGCUGUACCGCCGAUCGAACCCACUGCCACGUGGUUCCCGGUGGCGUGCAUCUUCAUCUUCAUUACCACCUGCACGGUUGGCUUCCUGGUUGUUCCCUGGGUCAUGAUUGGCGAGCUGUAUCCGAUGAAGGUGCGCGGACUGGUCGGAGGAUUCACCACCUGCAUGGCGCACAGCUUCGUCUUCAUCGUAGUCAAAACGUAUCCUUUCCUGACGCACGUGCUCGAACGCCACGGCACCUUUAUCCUGUACGGAUGCUUUUCCUUCGUUGGUACAAUCUUCUUCUACCUCUGCCUGCCAGAAACCAAGGGAAAGACGCUGCAAGAGAUCGAAGACUACUUUUCGGGUCGCACUAAGACGCUUAAGAAGCCGAAAGCGGGCACCAACGGUCAGCAGAACGACGAGCACGAUGGUCAACAAAUGCUGCUGGCCAAUGGUACGAAGCCAGCCGUGCUUUCGCCCGAAAAGAACAAAUUGCUUCCAUAACGAAGCACGGGCUAUUUCACCAGCCAUCCAGUGCUUCGAGGGCGAUCUUGUUGUUCCUACGUCCCUAUUCUGGUUACGCGGAUUUUCUCACUGCAAUCAGACGACCCAUUACGAUCAGCCCGGGCUAGCGUGUUGCAAAAGCAAGUCCAGCAAGUACUGGCAAUGGUUUUCUUUGUAUUGAUUAAGCUGUUCAUCGCUCCAUAACUCUACGCGUUUCGAUAAUUUUACCCACUCAGACACUAAGUAUUACUAGGAAAACGUAUUCGAUAUGCGUAGGAAACGGAAAGGAGUGUACAAUGUGCAUAAGUAUCUUGCGAAUAUAUGAUAAGAAACGGGUAAUCAGCUUGAUUGCCACAACAACGCAAGAAAAGGGACAACAAUAACAAUUGAUCGUUUGUGAGACGUAAGACACAAUCGACUUGCUGCAAGGUAGUAUAUCCGCGAACUAUCAAUUAUUACUUACACACCGGAAGUGCCUACAGAGAACAGAAAAGCGGACCCGUUCUAGCGCAGCAGAAGCGGCAAGAUGUUUAGUCUCCGCCAAACAAAAAAUAAAGACAUGAUAGAUAAUACUCGGUCGUUAAAAACGCAACCGUUAAAAUGCGCACAUCAAGCCUGUUCUAGUACUUAAGGGAUAGAUUUUAGACAAACCCACUGAACACAUCAGCAACGAAAAUGCAAUCUACUAAAUGCCUAUGAGAAGUUGCGACGAUUCCGUGUGAAACGAUUCUCGUCAACACCUACCAACAAUAAAACACCAAUUAUUUAAUUACA